AUAACAAUCUGGGUGCCAGCCAUCUGAGUGAUUUCUUGUGACCAGUAGCAAUAAUUCAACCUAUUAGAAAGACUGUUUCAUGUUAAGCUACUGGAGAAUUGCAGAAAGGGAUCAAUCAGGAAGGAUCAGUUUCAAGGAUAUGAAUUCAGAUUCAACACAAUCAGAACACCUAUAAAUAAGUCUGCUUCCAAUUGCUAACAUUUCAGCAGUGCUCUGUCCUCCUCUGACUGGACUUGAGUUCUUCUAAGCCAUUGUCUGCAAAAGAUCUCUGCAAGAGAUCCCAUAUGAUCUGCUUAUCUAUUUUGCUGAAGUCAACUGCUUGGGCUGCCAACUUCAAUGAUUGCUGGACUUGCUACCACAUGCUGUGAAUUUGAUGGGAACCAUUUUCAUCUGACUCCCCUCCCAAGUUCCCUACAUUGGAUGGUACUUACUAUUUAUUAUUUCUGGAGCUAUUUUGAUCAAUUUCUAGUCCAUCUCAUAUCACCUCUUCUAGGAGUCAACAUUUCAGCCCACUGCGUGGACUAUCAGCUUUUUAUCCUAAAUUAAGGACAUACUGAUUCCUUAUUCAUCCUUUCUCCAGUACUUCCUCAGAUUUAUCUGAGUGGAGAUGAGUAUUACCUUGCAUACUACAUCAGGAUGUUUCUUUGUGAGAGAUAAAAAAGAGAGACUGUCACGUCAAAGCCCAGACUUCUUUUUUCCACUGAAGCUCAGAACUACAGAUUUACACUCUCAGCUGAUGGUUGAUGGUUUUCAUUAAACAAAAUGGAACGUAACUUGAAGAAUGUUCUUGUCAUAGCUAUUGGCUUUUUAUUUCUAUUUACAGCUUAUGGAGCUCUUCAGAAUCUACAGAGCAGCCUUAAUAGGGCAGAAGGACUAGGGGUGGCUACACUUAGUGUUAUCUAUGCAUCCGUGAUUGUGUCUUCCAUGUUCCUUCCUCCAAUUCUCAUUAAGAAAUUUGGCUGCAAGUGGACCAUCACAGCCUCCAUGUGCUGCUAUAUCACUUUCUCUCUGGGAAACUUCUAUGCCAGCUGGUUCACCUUGAUCCCCACUGCCAUAAUCCUAGGUCUAGGAGGAGCCCCACUGUGGUCUUCAGAGUCUACUUACCUUACAUUGAGUGGAAAUAUCUAUGCAAAGAAAACAGGAAAACGUGGGAAAGAUAUUGUCAAUCAGUAUUUUGGCAUCUUCUAUCUCAUAUUUCAGUCCUCUGGUGUAUGGGGGAAUUUGAUUUCAUCUCUGGUGUUUCGACAGGAAUCUGUCAAAGGAGAAAUCACAAAAGAACAAUUGACGUAUUGUGGAGCAAAUGAUUGUUUUUCAGCCAACAUAACUACAAACAGCACUAAGCGUCCAGCAGAUGAGUUAAUCUAUACUCUGCUGAGCAUCUAUACUGGGAGUGGUAUUUUGGCAGUAUUGCUGGUAGCUAUAUUUCUUGAUCCAAUUCCAAAUGAUUCAGAAGAAAAUGAAGAAGAAAGAAACACAUCUAUUGCAAGUGGUUUUCUGUCAACUUUCCGGCAUCUUAGAGAUAAGAGGCAAUGUCUCCUCAUUCCUCUGACAAUGUAUAGUGGAUUUCAGCAAGCAUUCCUUGCUGGUGACUAUACAAAGUCAUAUGUCACUUGUGCCCUGGGGAUUCGCUAUGUUGGCUUCGUGAUGAUUUGCUCUUCAGCCACCAAUUCCAUUAGCUCUUUGAUAUUUGGAAAAAUCUCCCAAUACACUGGCAGAAUAGCUUUGUAUGCACUAGGUACAGUAACACACCUCACCUGCAUAAUUUCCCUUUUGGUGUGGAGACCUCAUCCCUCUCAGCAGAUUCUCUUCUUCUUAUUUGCUGCCCUCUGGGGACUAGGAGAUGCUGUUUUUCAGACACAAAACAAUGCACUCUAUGGAGUUCUAUUUGUGAAAAACAAGGAGGCUGCUUUUGCCAAUUACCGCCUUUGGGAGUCCCUUGGAUUUGUCAUUGCUUUUGGAUACAGCACAUAUUUGUGUGUCAACAUCAAGUUAUAUAUUCUGCUCGGAGCACUGAUUUUUUCAGUGGCAUUCUAUGGGAGUGUUGAGUACCUGCAAUAUAGGGAUUUGCCUGAGACAAUUUCUGAUAAAAUGGAGAACCAAAUAGAAGAAACAGUUAUACAAACAAAGAUGUAAAAAUGACAAAAGUGCUUGAGGAGAAACUAUAAGACCACCUCAUAAUGGUUUUCUCUGUAGAAGCACCGAAGUAUUAAAUUGUUUUAUCAGAACAAUUUCAACAUUGGUCACGAUACUUCAAUGUAUGUGUGAUCCCAUGAAUGUGAAUAUUCUCUCCUUCCAUUGGUCCAGAUCCAUCCACUUCUUUUCUUCCUAUGUAAUUCUUGUCCAUACUCUCUGUCCAUAUAUAGCUCUUCCACUGGGAAUCUGUGCAAUCUUCUGGAAUAUCCAUCCAGAUCUUUUUAUGUUGGGGGAAGUGAGGGUAUAGUAUUUGGGGUAUUCACUAAUAUCCCUUCCUUUUGCUAUUUGACUGGUUCCCUUCUUAUUAUAUAAUUCUUCAAUUGUAUUUCAUAUUCCACCUCUUACAUUGCUGGAAUCAUGCUUCACCCCACUUUGGCCAGUCCCUAUCAAUUUUGAUUUCCUAUAGAUUGUAAUGUUAAGAGAUUAAAAAUUACACAGUUUUUCAGAAAGAAGUUUUAUAUAAAAGAAUUGAGUCUUGAUGCCAGGGAAUAGCUCAACCUCAUUGAAAGUGUUGCACAAACUUCCAAAUGCAAUAUAAUACUUUCUCUUUCUGCUGUUCUAUUCUGGGUCCAACUUAUAUUUAACUGUAGUGCCAUAGUUGAAUAUACCUGAGGAUUAACUUAAUGGAAUAACCAUAUGAUUUCUUGUCACAGAUUAAACUAUAGCUUUUUUUAUCCUUUUGAUUUUUUUUUUUACUGAAUAGAUGUUAUAAGAAUUUUUUUUUCAUAAUCAUCUAUCUAAAUAAGGAGACUUUGUAUUACUAGGGGGCUUAAUAAAGUAGACCAAUAUCAUCUUCAGAUUGAAGUAUGCUCUGUGUGUGUGUGUGUGUGUGUGUGUGUAGCAAGUUUAAGGUUCCCUGGACUGGCCACAUUCUCCUUUGGGUCACCCAUCUCUCACUCUGACUUUGGCAUAUAUUCAAUUUUAUUCUCUUGAUCUUUAAAAAGGUCCAGGUGUCUUUUUUAAAAAAUAUUUUCUUGAUAAUCAAUAAAUUAUAUCAUCUUUUUUAUUA
Messenger RNA from Antechinus flavipes (yellow-footed antechinus), 3202 nucleotides. RefSeq names its product protein unc-93 homolog A-like. NCBI's taxonomy places the organism in Eukaryota, Metazoa, Chordata, Mammalia, Dasyuromorphia, Dasyuridae. The coding region runs from base 763 to 2133 and encodes 456 amino acids. The transcript has 13 exons. The record is from RefSeq and is a predicted model, not a curated record.